AUGUCUGUAAAGAAGGACAUCCAUUUGCCACCACUGUCAGCGUUUGAAAGCAGGCUUUCGUCAAGCAAGGGGACUCAAGGGCAAGUGAGGUCUGUGCCAAAAAUACUGAAAGUUACAGAUGGAUGUAGCCCUGGCUAUCUUUCCACCUGGCCUGCCCAUGUCAGCUCUCAGGUUGUUCAGCAACACAGUCAAAAACACACUUGCUCUGCAGCAAACAGAAACCACGGAUACAGUGAUGAAUUUGGACGUACUGUAGCUAAGCCACGGUUCCUGGAACAGCUGGAGUGCUAUCUCAGGAGAGAACUGGCAUCUUUAGAUAUGCAUAGUCCCAAACUCCAGCAGCUCAAACUUCAGGUAUACCGAGAAGUUUUUGACUAUUUUAUUGAAGACUUUAAAACAUACAAGCCACUAUUGUCUGCCAUCAAAAACGAGUAUGAGAUUACUCUAGUGUAUCUGCAACAGCAGAUCCAAGAGCUGGAGCCUCUCCGUGCCCAGAUGGUGCUGCUGUCUGAACGGUGCGAGGAGAGGAUUCUGGGCCUGAGGGAGCAAGAGAGAGCUGAGAUCACGGCUUUGAAACAGGAGCGCCAACAUCUGCAGCAAGUCAUUGAGAGCAUGAAGGAGCAACAGGCAGCUUUGCAGACCCAGGUUUCAUAUCUAGAGGAGGACCUUGCAAGACAGUAUGCGCUGUACAGGGAGGAACGUGACGCCCGCAGGCUGCUCAUUGACAAUAUCAGCAGCAUGAGCUACAGCCCACAGGAGCCUGGUUACUCACUGAAUGAGGAUCCUGUGAAUCUAAAGCUGGCUUUGGAUGUGUGUAGAGAGGAUCUAAACAAGGCCCAGAUGGAGCUCAACCACUUGCAUGCAGAAUAUGGAGAUGUGGUUCCCCGUAGGGACUGGGAGAAUCUAGAAAGUACGUACCAGGAGAACCUCCUAAAGCUGGAGACCCUACAGUCUGACUUCAACCAAUUGAAGACGGAAUAUGACACAUUGCUAAAUUUACAUCAGCAGAUCAGCACAAAGAGAGACAGCCUUCACAGAAAACCCUCAACUCCUAGACCACGGUGGGAGCAGUGUGCAGAUGUACUUGGUAGUGGGGAUCGCUGUUCUGAGCUCUUUGAGGGCCAGUCUAGUCAGAAAAGACUGGAGAUCUUGCUGAAGGAACUGAACAGCAUGGGCUUGGAGCAGAAAGACUUCUUUACUGGACUGGGUACUUCCAGCGAUGUUCCCAUCUACCUGCGCUAUGAGGGGCAACAGAGGAACCUCCGAUUGAAAAAGAAUGACAUUGUUAGAGUUCUAAAGGACAUAUGGAGAGAGAAAGCAACUGAAGAUGAGAAGAAGGAUGAAAGCAGUGAUCUAAAGGAGUUUCUGCAUCAGUAUCUGUUAAAGCAGCAUAAGGAGAGGGCAGGACAGUGGGCUUACAGCCUGAUCGAUGGCAUCAAGCAAUACCUAGAUGAUGCCUUCAUUGGUCUCUUCUAUGACAUUCUCCAAGGCAAGGUGGAUGAAAGUGUGUACCAUGGCCAGACCCAUCUACUGUCUAAUCUGCUCAAGGUGCUUAUACAGAGUGACAGCACUGAGAGUGGAUUGCUAAGUACACCCCAAUUCAGUGAGGCUCUGAGGACAGCUUUCCCCCUGAAAGGAGAUAAGGAUAUAGAGGAACUGGUGCUGGCUGCUCAGUCAGAACUGCAGACCAGCCGAGGAAGCAUUGCCUAUCAGAGGCUGUACACAGAGGACGCAGAUGGAAAGCAGAGUGAUUUCCUGGGUCUGGUAAAAAAGCAGGCUAUGGCCGAGAGACGCCAGUACAUCAACCAGCUGAGGGAACAGCUAGGAGGAAAAGGGGAAGUGGGAGUGGAAGAUUUAAGAGCUGUUUUCAAGACAAUUGAUCCCACACUGGACUCUGAGACUCUGGACUGUUAUUUGAGUACGGCCUUUCAGACUAAAGAGCUGCACCAGCACACAGCACUUUUGGACACUGAGGUUGCUCUACAGCGCCUCUCUGCAGCUAAUGUAAGCAGGGCAGGACCCAUGCCUCAGUCGGAAUAAUUCAUUUACACACAUUUCACAUGUGUAAAUGGACUCUUAUAUUUAAACAUAAUCAAGGAAAUAUACUGGAUAAAUUUUUUUUUAAAUCUAAUAAAAAGAAUACAUUCACGGUCUACUCUUCAACAUGAUGUUUAAAGGUGCAUUAGGUAAGAUUAGUCUUUUUUUUUUUCAAGAGUAUGUAUCUUAACAGUUAGUUGGGUUUGACAACUAUCAUAUGAAUGAUUCCUGCCUAUGUUCACAAAGCUCCGUCCCCGUUAUCUACGGUGGCCUGUAGAGUGUCUAAAAAAAUGACUGACAGGAGGCGCAUCCAAACACAAACAAGCAUUCUGGACAGGAAGUCAGUUUUCCAAAUGAGUUUUCUCAUGGACUUAAUGCACUUUUACUAAGGCCAUGGCUUAAUGCAUAGGUUUUUUUUUUUUUUUUUUUUUUUUAUCACGUCCUACAUGUCUUCCAGGUUAUUUGUACAAGUAAAGAAUUUUAAAAAAUGACUAUUGCAUCUUUAAGGAAAUCUUAAGAUAACGGUAACUGAUCACAAAAAUGGCUUAAUGAGAGAGUGUUUUAUAUCCUCAUAACACCCCACUGUCCUCACAUCAAAACAUCACAUGUUCUCCUAAAAUCUAUGUGCUUGUAAGAUCCUCAUGAGGACAACUGGGUCUUACUAUUUUUUCCAAACUUCUUCCAGUUUGAAGACAUUGAUCAAUUUCUAUAGUUAUCAGGUGUGAGUAAACAGAAAUAGUGAGGAGAUACAAUAUUAUUGUACAGGUUUCAAGAGAGUAUGUUCAGUAGGAUAUAUAGCAGUGUAGGGCUCGAGGUUUAAAAACUGGUGAUCAGUAAACACUGACAUGCAUAGCCUAUUGUAAUCACAUUAAAACUGGUGUAUCUAAUAUGAGCUAGUUUUAACUGUGCUAUUGUUAACUUAUUCUUUCAGCACAUAUAUCCAGGUACUAGUACUAGUGAUGUUGACCUAUUAAACUUUAUUUAUUUAAACUUUAUUUUGGCUUAUAAACUUUAUUACACUGUUGCCUUUGUUAUUGGGCUGAUAAAAAAUAUAGAAACAUGGGACUGGGACCAACUAGUUAGAAAAACACUAUUGACACUAUUGAAUAAGACACUAUUGAAAAUGCCUGUAAUACUUGUGUACAAAGAGAACAUGAUGAUGCUGACUAUAAAAAUGUUUAUAAUGAAAUGAAUUGAAACAGUAUUACACUGUUUACUUUUUACAUUAUCGGACACUUUUAUUUAGUGUUGAGUGUUCUUAUGUGGUGAGGAAUAACAAUGCUCAUAGACCUAGCAUACAAUAUAUGCAGUAUAUACUGUAUGUACUUUUCAGUGUAGCGUAUGUAGAAAUUCCUUCUAAAACAUUGCUCAUAUACAGUACUGUGCAAAAGUCUUAGGCACAUGUAAAGAAAUGCUGUAGAGCAAAGAUGCCUUCAAAAAUAAUGAAAUUAAAUGUUUCUACAUUAAAAAUACUAUAAAGAGCAGUAAACAGUAAUAAAUGAAACGAAGUCAAUAUUUGGUGUGACGAUCCUUCGCUUAAAAAAUAGUAGUCUCAGGUACAGUGUGUGCAGUUUUAUAAGGAAAUGAGCUGUAAGUGUUACUGAGCAUCUUGCAGAAGCAGCCACAGUUCUUCUGGAGACUUUGACUGUCACACUCGCUUCUUAUUUUUGCAGCAAAACCCAGCAGCCUUCAUUAUGUUUUUGUCUGAAAAGUGUCUCUUAUGGAAUCUGCUGCUUUCUUUACUGACGUACAAACAUUUUUCUGAAACAUUUAAUUUUGUGCUGGAAAACUAAUGUUUGGAAUCUAAAAUGUUUUUGUACU
This is a messenger RNA of Pangasianodon hypophthalmus (striped catfish), 3858 nucleotides long. It is a transcript of the gene tsnaxip1, whose product is annotated as translin-associated factor X interacting protein 1. Lineage: Eukaryota; Metazoa; Chordata; Actinopteri; Siluriformes; Pangasiidae. The transcript has 16 exons. Gene Ontology annotation, cellular component: cytoplasm. Bases 1 to 2040 code for a protein of 679 amino acids. The record is from RefSeq and is a predicted model, not a curated record.